CUGUCAGGAGUGCACAAGGCUCUGCCUUUUGGGUCCCUGUGACAUCCCUGGAAGGGGCAUCCCCACACCACCCCCGCCGGAGAUGUGAUCGUGGUACAGUCCAGAGAAUUCCAGGUUAAGUGUUUGCAGGAUCAGUGUUUGCAGGAGCCACUCUGGAGUUUGAUGUGCCCCGAGCAAGGUCUGACCUCAUCCAGAUAACUGAAGGAAGGGGAGACAAAUCUCUGACCUGUGUCCAGAAGGAAGAGGAGAGGAAUUGACACGGAGGAGCUUCCAGAACAGGGAGCUAUGCCUUCAUCAGUGCAACUCUUCAGAGAUCAGAAGUACCACGAGCUGAAAGAGCAGUGCAUCCAGCAAGAGCUCUUUGAAGAUCCUGAGUUUCCAGCCUCAGAUGGAUCCCUUUUCUAUCAGUCAGCACCACCAAGGAAAGUUGAAUGGAAGCGCCCAAAGGAUCUCUGUGAAAACCCCCAUCUGUUUGUGAAUGGAAUCAGCUCCCAUGACUUGCACCAGGGCACCCUGGGGAACUGCUGGUUUGUGGCUGCAUGUUCCUGCCUGGCUCUGAGGAAAUGCCUAUGGCAGCAGGUGAUUCCAGACUUUAAUGAACAAGAAUGGGACCCUAAAAACCCAGAGAAAUAUGCUGGGAUUUUCCGUUUCCGCUUCUGGUGCUUUGGAGAAUGGAUAGAGGUGGUUGUUGAUGAUCUGCUGCCAACAAUGGAUGGGAGGUUGAUCUACUGCCAUUCCAAUGUGAAAAAUGAAUUCUGGAGUGCACUGCUGGAGAAAGCUUAUGCAAAGUUGGCUGGAUCCUACGAAGCCCUCGAUGGAGGCAGUGCUGCAGAUGCUAUUGUGGAUUUCACUGGAGCAGUGGCAGAAUCUGUUGAUUUGGUACAGGGCAAAUAUGGAGAGAUUAUUUCUGAGCAGAUGAAGCUGUUUGAAGACUUGAUGAAAGUGCAUAGAAGAGGCGGGUUGAUCAGCUGCUCCAUCGCGGUGUCCUCUGGCCGUGCCAGUGAGGUGGAGACAGAGAUGGGGCUUGUUGUUGGCCAUGCGUACUCGGUGACUGGAAUUCGGAAGCUGCGCCUUGGAGAAAGGCUCGUGUUCUCUUUUAAGGCAGAAAAACUGUUCAUGAUCAGGCUGAGGAAUCCCUGGGGAAAAAAAGAAUGGAACGGCGCCUGGAAUGACAAUUCUGAGGAGUGGAAGAAAGUCAGCGAUUCAGAACGCAAGAGCUUAGGGCUCGUUGUGGAGAAUGAUGGGGAGUUCUGGAUGACGUUUGAGGACUGGUGUAAGAAUUUCACAGACGUGGACAUCUGCCGGAUUGUGAAUACCUCCUACUUCAGCAUCCACAAGACCUGGGAGAAGAAAAUGAUGCAUGGGGCUUGGACAAAAAAUUCAGAGCCCCUGCUAAAUCGCUCCGGUGGCUGCUUUGAUAACAGAGAGACCUUCCUUCAGAAUCCCCAGUACAUCUUUGAUGUCAAGAAGACUGAGGACAAAGUGUUGGUCUCGUUACAACAGGAGGAUCGCCGCAAAUACAAGAAAGAAGGGAGAGGUGACAGCAUCCCAAUUGGCUUUGAAAUAUUCAAGGUGGAGGAUAACAGAAGCUAUCGGCUGCACAAGCUCACUGUGCAGGAGAGAGUGGCCACGUCUCCGUACAUCAACACACGCACUGUCUUCUUGAGGAGGAUCCUUCAGCAAGGCCGCUACAUCCUUAUCCCAACCACCUACCAUCCGGGCAUCACCACAAAGUUUAUCCUGAGGCUCUUCACAGACGUGCCAUCAAAACUCAGGGAGCUGAAGGCAGAUAAGCCUAAAAUGACAUGUUGGAGUCUUCUUUGUGGCUACCCACGCAGAGUCACCCAAAUCAAAGUUCACUCUGCAGAGGGUUUACAGAAGCAAGACAGAUCGGGUGGAGCAGAUCCCUAUGUGCUUGUCAAGUGUGAGAACCAAAAUGUGCGCUCCCCUGUGCAGCACAACACGACCAGUCCCAUCUUCAACACACAAGUGAUUUUUUACAAGAAGAACAUUGACAGUCCUAUCACAAUCCAGGUCUGGAAUAGCAACAUCCUGUGUGACCAGCUCCUGGGGCAGGCAGUGCUGGCAGCUUCCCCCAGUGACCCCCGAGAGCAGCAGACGCUGCAGCUCCGAGGGAGAGGCGGCCAGGAAGCAGCCGAGGUGCCGGGUCACAUCACCAUCAAGGUUUUCUCCAGCGAUGACCUCGCGGAGCUCUGAGCGCCGGAGCCCCGCAGAGCCAGACAGAGCUGUCACCUCGCAGCAGCGGGACUCGUCUGUGCCUGCCGGGGCGGGGACUCGGGAGC
This is a messenger RNA of Chiroxiphia lanceolata (lance-tailed manakin), 2303 nucleotides long. Its product is annotated as calpain-5-like. Gene Ontology annotation, biological process: proteolysis. Gene Ontology annotation, molecular function: calcium-dependent cysteine-type endopeptidase activity. The record is from RefSeq and is a predicted model, not a curated record. Gene Ontology annotation, cellular component: cytoplasm. Lineage: Eukaryota; Metazoa; Chordata; Aves; Passeriformes; Pipridae.